This is a messenger RNA of Drosophila suzukii, 1420 nucleotides long. It is a transcript of the gene Psf3, whose product is annotated as DNA replication complex GINS protein Psf3. The record is from RefSeq and is a predicted model, not a curated record. NCBI's taxonomy places the organism in Eukaryota, Metazoa, Arthropoda, Insecta, Diptera, Drosophilidae. Gene Ontology annotation, cellular component: GINS complex. Gene Ontology annotation, biological process: mitotic DNA replication initiation.
CUUUCGCAUGCGGCUGUGCAGCCCUGGCAACCGCGCAAACGUAAAUAAACGCACCCCCACCUCCGGUUUUCAAUUUACCAGCGACCAAAGCCGCCGGCAUGAACUAUUUUCCCAACUACUACUCCAUCGAGGACAUAUUCGUGACCCAGGAGAAGGUGGAAUGCCGGGUGAACACCAAGCUGCAGCGGAUGGGCUUCCUGGACUCCGGCGCCGAAUCGGAUGAUCUGGAACCCGGCCGCACGGUCAACCUGCCGCUGUGGUACAUCAAGGAGCUGAAGGUGAACAAUGCCUACUUCACAGUCUCCGUGCCGGACAUCUAUCGCAACGUGCACAAGGCCGUCUGCGAGGCGGAGACCACGCAUAUCGAGCUGGGGCGCCUGCAUCCGUAUUUCUACGAGUUCGGCCGCUACCUCACGCCCUACGACCGCAACCACGUGAUCGGGCGUAUCAUCUUCGAGACGUUGCGACAGCGCGUGCGCCACCUGCUCGACAUCUCCAAGAGCGACGGCCAGGCGGCCAAGGCGGAGCACCGGCUGGACAACAUCGAGGCCAAGCUGCACGAGGCGGGAGUGCGCACCAACAGCCAGUACAUCGAAUGGCUGCAGAUGACGGGCAACAAGAUCCGGACCUCGGAGCUGGUGGAGGAGCAUCAGAAGAAGCGGCGUCGGGCGGACCGCAGCGAUGACGAGAGCGACGUGCUGCCCAACAGCAAACGGGCCACCUUGUGACCCCUCCCAGCACAGUAAACCACUAGAGGCUCUGAUGUCUUGGAACUGUAGCAACUUUAUUUCGUCCAUUCUUUUUGGUGGCCAUAGGACAGCCUCACCUCUCAAAAAUACACUUGUUCUACGCACUGGGCUACAGCCAAUUUGUACAGUUCAAAAACACAUGGGCUCGCAUACAUCUACACAUAACUAAGCAUCCAAUCUGGGGCAUCCAAUCCGGGCUUAAGCUAAUCUCCUAGGAUCUGCCGGUCCGCGCUUUCCAUGGACUUGGCAAUAAGCCAAACAACCGCGCAUCCAUAUACGAUUUUGCGCCACAUUAUUACAUAUAAAUAGUUAACUACAUAUAUAAUUAUAAUCUUGUAAGCUCAAUUAAAAUUUGAUUUUGUGCUAGUUUCACAUACAUUUCACGAAUAAACAUUCACCAAUGUCAGCAUACAUAGGUAGUUCGUAAAAAGCAACCAAUAGGACUUCAUUCUAUUCCAGGGACCGUAAUGCUCAUAAGUUUUUGUACGUCUGGAUUGUGCUUUUCGUAUUUUGGAAGAGUUUGGUUAUAUUUAUUUCUAGGUUUAGUUAACUAAACAAGUUAGGUUUGAGCGCAAAGUUUAGACAAAAAAUUUAUAACUGGUAAAUUAAUAGUGUAUAGUAGUUUCUUGCAAUUAUUUAUUUGAAAUGAAAUAAAAAUGUUCUCUUUCGAA